Melospiza melodia melodia is the source of this 974-nucleotide messenger RNA. RefSeq names its product guanidinoacetate N-methyltransferase (gene GAMT). The record is from RefSeq and is a predicted model, not a curated record. The coding region runs from base 51 to 764 and encodes 237 amino acids. Gene Ontology annotation, molecular function: guanidinoacetate N-methyltransferase activity. Gene Ontology annotation, cellular component: nucleus; cytoplasm. The transcript has 6 exons. Gene Ontology annotation, biological process: creatine biosynthetic process. Lineage: Eukaryota; Metazoa; Chordata; Aves; Passeriformes; Passerellidae.
UCUCUCCCCCUCCCUCCCUCCCUGUCCAGCUGGACUUUCCUCCCGCAGCCAUGAGCUCCGGAGCGGCAGCAGGGCCGAUCUUUGCCGAGGGUGAGGAUUGCAGGGCGGCCUGGAGGGAAGCCAAGGCCGGCUACGAUGAGCCCGAUGCCCACCUGGAGAUCCUGGGCAAGCCGGUGAUGGAGCGCUGGGAGACGCCCUACAUGCACUCACUGGCCACCGUGGCUGCAUCCAAGGGCGGCCGCGUGCUGGAGGUGGGGUUUGGCAUGGCCAUCGCCGCCUCCAAGGUGCAGGAAUUCGGCAUCGACGAGCACUGGAUCAUCGAGUGCAACGAGGGCGUUUUCCGGCGCCUGGAGCAGUGGGCCAAGGCACAGCCGCACAAGGUGGUGCCCCUGAAGGGGCUCUGGGAGGACGUGGUGCCAACGCUGCCGGACGGGCACUUCAGUGGGAUCCUGUACGACACCUACCCGCUGUCAGAGGACACCUGGCACACGCAUCAGUUCAACUUCAUCAAGGGCCACGCCUUCCGCCUGCUACGGCCAGGAGGGGUCCUCACCUACUGCAACCUCACCUCGUGGGGCGAGCUGCUCAAAACCAGCUACAGCGACAUCGAGAAGAUGUUUGAGGAAACCCAGGUGGGGCCGCUGCUGCAGGCGGGGUUCAGGAGGGAGAACAUCAGCACGAGGGUGAUGGAGCUGCAGCCGCCCCCCGAGUGCCGCUACUACUCCCACCCCAGGAUGAUCACCCCCACUGUGCUCAAACACUGAGGGCUGGGAGCUGAGGAGGAGGAGGAGGAGAACAGCUCUGAUCUCCUUAAAAUCCUUCAGAGAUGGGUGGAGGCUUGGGAUGGACAAAAGGAGAGGAAAGCCCCAGCCCCAGGAGCUGCCUGUCCUGCAGGGAUCUUGUGGGCUCUGUGGAAGAUCUCACCCUGCUCUGUCCCCUCAAGACUUCAAAUUCUCAAUAAAGCUGGAAUUUCA